AUGUUCAUUGGUGGGUUAAACUGGGAGACCACAGAUCAGUCUCUACGAGAUUACUUCUCGCAAUUUGGCGAGGUCCAGGAGUGUACUGUUAUGCGAGACAGCGCCACUGGCCGCUCUCGUGGUUUUGGCUUCCUCACUUUCCGGGAUCCUAAGACAGUCAACACGGUCAUGGUUAAGGAACAUUACUUGGAUGGCAAGAUUAUUGAUCCCAAGCGUGCUAUUCCGCGGGAUGAACAAGAGAAAACCAGCAAGAUCUUCGUCGGUGGCGUCAGCCAAGAGGCCACCGAGCAGGACUUCAAGCAGUUUUUCAUGCAAUUCGGUCGUGUCGUGGAUGCAACUCUUAUGAUUGAUAAGGACACGGGCCGUCCGCGUGGCUUCGGCUUCGUGACAUUCGACAGCGAAGCGGCCGUUGAAAACGCUCUUUCGAGACCCCUCGAAAUCUUAGGCAAGCCUAUUGAGGUUAAGAAGGCUCAACCCCGAGGUAACCUGCGGGAUGAAGAUCGAGGUCGUCGUGGCGGUGGUGGCCGGGACGGCUUCCGGGACAUGAAUCAAGGGGAUGCGUCCCAGCAACAGGGCGGACAACAGGGUAUGGCUGGUGGGAUGACUCCCCAGGUGAUGGCGCAGUACUGGCAACGAAUGCAGCAAUAUUUUGCCAUGAUGCAGCAGCAGAUGGCCAUGGCAUCAGGCCCGGGUCAAGCAAUGCCCGGCAUGGGCAUGCCCGGUAUGAAUCCUGCGAUGAUGCAGCAAAUGCAACAGAUGCAAAAGAUGCAAAUGCAGCAACAAAUGGGCAAUCAGCAAUCAGGUGGCAUGAGUCCUAACCCCGGUAGCCCGGGCUCUCAACAAAACAUGCAGAACGUGAUGAACCCGGCCAUGAUGCAGCAGAUGCAGAAUCAAGGCCAGGCUGGCAAUGGUGGUAAUGGAGGCGCCAGUCCCGGUCCCAACGCUGCGGGUUAUAGACAGCCUGGUGGGCCUGGGUAUAACGCGCAGGAGCAGAUUGCUUUCGAGCAGCAGAAAUACGAACAGCAGCAGCAAGCUCGCCGGGUCAUGGAGAACCGUGCUUUCUCGCCUUACCAGCAAGGUGGCCCAACCUCAUGGGAAGGAAUGUAUGAUGAAGUGCCUCAGCCAAAUAUCCCCACAGGUCCUCAGAGCAUGGCUCGAGGAGGCAGCAUGGGUCGUGGUCCGACGCCACAGCCGCAAAGUGCAGCUCCGGCCAACGCUCCCACCGGUCCUCGCAACGCCGGCAAGCCUGGGGCGAACUACCGUGGUGGUGGCCGUGGAGGACAUCGGGGCUUCCACCCUUAUUCUCGUUAG
Messenger RNA from Penicillium macrosclerotiorum, 1311 nucleotides. RefSeq names its product RNA-binding protein. The coding region runs from base 1 to 1311 and encodes 436 amino acids. Lineage: Eukaryota; Fungi; Ascomycota; Eurotiomycetes; Eurotiales; Aspergillaceae. Gene Ontology annotation, molecular function: RNA binding. The transcript has 4 exons. The record is from RefSeq and is a predicted model, not a curated record.